UGAGAUGCCAAAAUGAGCCCUUCAGGCGUCCUGGUGGUCCUGUUGUGUGCGUUGUGGUGCGAGAAGGCCUUCGGUGGCGCGCCAUGUCCGUGCAAAGACAGGUGCAAGAACCCGAAGUCGACGCAUUCAUCAUGGCACGCAUUCAUCUGCAGAUGCAUGGCAGAUCUCCCUUCUGUUUGUGUGUUGUCCACCACAUUUCAGCCGUCUGUGCGAGCCCGUGCAGCGAGUGCCGUCCAAAGAGGUGUUUGGCUUCGGCUCGGCCUCGUGGCGCCAAUACGACUGGGACGUCGUCACGACGUCUGAAAGAUACACACCCGAAUGUGUGCUGUGUAUGCGAUGUGCUCGUUUGCAUCAUCCAUCAGCAUUGCCUGGGCGAACGAGUCGGACACUGAGCUGCUGUGCCACGCACACAAGCACAAGUACAGCCACAGAGAUGGUGCACAUCGAGGGGUGGGUGGGAUCACACGUGCAUGUGCUUCUGUUUGUUUGUCCAUCCAGUGUGCGGUUGAUAUCAGCGGCGAAUCGGCCGGAGAAGGCCUUCCUGAACGGCUCUGAGGCAGCCAUGGUCGAGUGGGUUCGGUACGCUUACACGAAUGCACACACACAUACAAACGGUGCACGGAAAAGAGUGUGUGUGUGUGUGUGUGUGUAGGUCGACCGUUGCUCGUCUGUCGUCGAUUCACUUUGACGGCGUGACGUUCGACUACGAGGCGCCGAUGGACCCCACCGACACCCACACACAGAUGAAAUACGCAGAGGUAUGUGCUGCACGGGUGUGGACGGAUCCAUGGACAUCGUGUGUUGUGUGUGUAGCUGGUGAAACGGACCAAGGAGGCGCUUGCGAAAGAGCGGCCCGGCUCACAGGUAGACAAGCAGGCAGGCAGGCAGGCAGACAGGCCUUGUGUGUGAAAAUGGCUAUGCCAUGGAAAUGUCUGUGUGGUGUGUGUUUGGCGUAUGUGUGCAGGUGUCGGUGUGUGUGCCGUGGUCGCCGUAUGACAUCGACCAGCGGUCCUAUGACUGGCGGGCUCUGGCUGAUGCUGCCGACUUUCUCUAUGUCAUGGCAUAUGACAUACAGAGCCAGGUACACGUUUCUAGCUCUGCGUGUCACAUGGAUUCGUGUGUGUAUGUUUAAAUCUGUGUGUGUGUUUACGUCAAUGUUUGUGUGUGUGUGUGUGCAGAUUCUUUCUCGGUGCAUUGCGCAGCCGAACAGCCCCAUUGAGGCGGCGAGAUACGGCCUCAAUGCCUACAUGUAAGUGCGCACCCAUCCACACUCCCUCACAGAAUGACGGAUGUCGUGUGUGUGUAUGCGUGGGCAUCAACACACAUACAUCCGCCCGCCCAGGCGUCUGUCGAUCCCGCCUUCCUCUCUGGUGCUGGGCGUGCCCUUCUACGGCUAUGUCUACGGGUGGGUGCAUGUGCACAUGUGGCUGACCUGACUGCAAGCGCCCAUCUACACGUGACAUAUGUGUGUGUCACUGUCACUCACAGGUGCUUCAACACGACGAUAGGCGACACGCCCAUCUGUGCGAUAGAGGAGGAUCCAUUCAGAUCAGUGGCAUGCUCCGACGCUGCGGGAUCACAAUGGUACACACGCACACACACGGAUGCAUAUCGAGUACACACCUCUCUGUCUCCGUCUCUCUCUGUGUUUGGAUGUGUGUAUGCAGGCCGUUCCGUGACAUGUAUCGUGUCUACAGUGGCGAGCUGGCGGGCGUGUGUGUCUCUGGUGUGCAUUGGGACGAAGCCACCCAGUCACCCUGGUUCAACUUCUACAGGUACACGCACAACACAGACACACGGCCCCACCCACAUCCGACUGUGUGUGUGUGUGUGUGUGUGGAUGCAGCCUGACAGACACCAAGCUGCAGCAGCAAGGGGAGAACAAGAUGAUGUUUAGACGGUAUACAGAGGUGCACACACACACGGCUGCCAUGGCUGCAUCUAUGUGUUCAUUUGUCAGGUCGUUAACACCUUCUUCGUGCAGUGCCACCAUCCAACCCCAACACAUACCCGUGCGGCAGGUACGCACACACACACACGUGUGUCUCAUUUACACCCACACUUCCUCCAUCCAUCCAUCCAUCCAUCCGUUCAUUCUCGUGCACAGGCGUGGUUCGACAGCCCCCGCAGCAUCAGGGCAAAAGUCAGAAUGGCCAAGGAUAUGGGUACGUACUUAAGUGGGGGUGCACAUACACAUGGCCAAAUCCAUCUCAAAAAUCCAUUUCAAUGGCGUGUGUGUGUGUGUCUCCAGGUCUGCGUGGUGUGGGUCCUUUUGCCUUCGACCAGCUGCUGCCUCGGGACGGCGCUCAGAUCAAGGCCUCGCCCGGUAAUUCAGCAUUCUCGUGCGCGCGUCCAUCCAUCCAUCCAUCCAUCCAUUCCUCAAUCAGUGUCCCCUUAUGUGUGUGCAGGGUUGAAGGAUGCUGCUGGGGAGUUCUGGGGGGCGCUGGGAGAGAUACGACAAGCCGAUGCGAUGACGGCAACCGGCCAGUAGAUGGAGACGCUUCCUUCGCGCCAACGCAUGUGCGUGCGUGUGGCUAUGCGUGUGGCUGUCCACGUGUAAGUGAUGAUUAGCUUGCCUAGUGGUGCGUGGUGUGUGUGGUAUGUGGCAUCCGGAAAGUAGGUCGUUGUUGCUGUUUUUCAUUACAUGUCGAUACAACGUCAUGCUACAUAGGGCUGUAUUGGGUGGGCCAUUUGGACUGCUCGGGACGGACAGAGACAUCACGUCAUGAAGCUGUCUUGGCGUUCAUCCAUCUACACAGCUGUUGUUCGAAAC
Molecule: messenger RNA, 2773 nt
Organism: Vitrella brassicaformis
Lineage: Eukaryota; Vitrellaceae
Source: the annotation of a GenBank genome assembly